This is a messenger RNA of Phalacrocorax carbo (great cormorant), 2589 nucleotides long. NCBI's taxonomy places the organism in Eukaryota, Metazoa, Chordata, Aves, Suliformes, Phalacrocoracidae. The record is from RefSeq and is a predicted model, not a curated record.
CUCCCUCCCACCGCCGCCCCCCCCCGCCCCGUCCUCGUCCCAUGCAGACCCCCUCCCCGCUGCCGCCUCCCCCUCCCCUUUCCCCGCCAUGUCGGAGCCGUCGGAGGAGACGGUGCUCUACGUGGAGCACCGCUACGUCUGCUCGGAGUGCAGCCACCUCUCGGCCUCGCUGGAGGACGCCCUCCUCCACCAGCAGCACCACGUCGGCCCCCAGCAACACCAGUACGAGCUGGUGGGUUUGGCCGGGGAUUACCAAGCGCUGGCGAUGCCGGAGAGCAGCCAGUACCAGUGCUUGGAGUGCGGGCAGCUCCUGGUGUCGCCGGGGCAGCUCUUGGAGCACCAAGAAAUGCACAUCAAGCUUUUAGGGCAAGACCCGGAACCUCCCGGCACGGCCAAAGCGCCCUCCGGCGCCGGGCAGAUCCACUACGAGUGCGUGGAGUGCAAAGCGCUCUUCACCAGCCAGGAGGUUUGGUUAGCUCACCGGCAGAGCCACCGCGCCGAUCCUCCCGCCCCACAAACCGUCGCUCAAGGUCAAAACCAAGCUUUGGUAGACCUGGAACACUCGUACCGCAAACCGGAGGAGGAGGAAGGGGAGGAAGGCGCGGCGGAGAGCGGCGGCGACGGCGGCACGGUGCAGCUCCUCCUCUACGAGUGCGGCGAGUGCCUGCAGCUUUUCCAAACCCCAAAGGACUUUUUGGAGCACCAAGCGGCUCACCUGGCCGCCCCGGCGCUCAACGGCGGCGCCAGCGAGGCGCCGGCGGCCGCCGAUCACAGCUACGAGCUGAAAGACGGGCCCGAGGAGGCGAAGCCGCCGGCGGCCCCGGCGCGGCGAGCGGCCGAGCACCGCUGCGCCGAGUGCGAGCAGCUCUUCGCCACGGCUCACCAGCUCCAGCUCCACUUGCGGUGCCACCGCCUGGGCGCUUUCCAGUGCCCCCUUUGCAGCAAGGUCCUGCCGUCGCCUCCGGCGCUGGAACAACACCUGGGCGGCCACAGCGGCGAAUCCCACUUCCUCUGCCUCGACUGCGGCUUGGCGUUCGAUACCGAAGCCGUGCUCUUGGCUCACCGCCGCACCCACUCCCCCAACCCCCUCCACCGCUGCCCCUGCGGCAAAGCCUUCGUCAACAUGACCAAAUUCCUCUACCACCGGCGCACCCACGGCACCCCGCCGACCCCCCGACAGCACCCCGACCCCCCCCAGGCCGCCGACGCCGCGCCGGCGCAAGGGGAGGCGGCCGUGCCGCUCGCCGUCAUCUACUCCUCGGAGGCCGGCGAAGCGCCGGGGCCGAGUUACCGCUGCUUGAUGUGCAGCAAAGUCUUCUCCAAGCACCCGCAGCUGGCGCGGCACCAGCGCUUCGUGCACCGCCUCGAGCGCCGGCACAAGUGCCCCACGUGCGGCAAGAUGUUCAAGAAGAAAUCCCACGUCCGCAACCACCUCCUGACCCACACCGGCGAGCGGCCUUUCCACUGCAAGGAGUGCGGCAAGAGCUUCAAUUCCCAAGCCAACCUCCUCCGGCACCGCCUGACGCACACCGGCGAGCGGCCCUACGAGUGCGAGGUGUGCCACAAGCGCUUCACCCAGUCCUCCACCCUCCGGCAACACCUCUUCGUGCACAGCCGCCGCUACCCCUACAAGUGCCAGGAGUGCGGCGUCCGCUUCCACCGCCCCUACCGCCUCCUCAUGCACCGCUACCACCACACCGGCGAGUACCCCUACAAGUGCCAGCAGUGCGGCCGCUCCUUCCUCCUCCGGCGCCUGCUGGAGGUUCACCAGCUCAGCCACGCCGGGCGCCAGCCCCACAUCUGCGCCGGUUGCGGCGCCGCUUUCGUCACCUCCCUCCAGCUGCGGGAGCAUAAAUGCGGUAAAAUCAGCCGGCGUUUCGAAUGCCCGACCUGCGGUAAGAAGGUGGGGUCGGCCGCCCGGCUGCGGGCGCACGAGAGGGUCCACGGCGCUCCCGGCGACCCCCCGGCGGCGGCGGCGGCUCCCCCGGCGCCGCCGCGCCGCCCGGCCUGCCCGAAAAGCUUCGAGUGCGGCGAGUGCAAGAAGCUUUUCAGCACGGAGACGUCCCUCCAGGUCCACCGCCGCAUCCACACCGGCGAGCGCCCCUACCCGUGCCCCGACUGCGGCAAAGCCUUCCGGCAAUCCACCCACCUCAAGGACCACCGCCGCCUCCACACCGGCGAGAAGCCCUUCAAGUGCGAAGAGUGCGGCAAGGCCUUCGCCAUCGCCGUCCGCCUGGCCGAGCACCGCCGCAUCCACACCGGCGAGCGGCCGUACCGCUGCGAGGCCUGCGGCAAAGCCUACCGCUCCUUCUCCAACCUCUGGAAGCACCGAAAGCUUCACCAGCAGCAGCGGCUCCGGCACGAGCGCGAGGCCCUGGCGGAGGCGCAGGCGGCCGUCACCGCCGCCGUCACCGUCACCGCCGUCGCCGCCGACGGGCGGGACUACGGCGACGCCUUGGCCAUCAUGGAGACCAUCGAGAUCUACCCCGCGCCCCCCGAGCACGAGGCGCCCGCCGUUAACCAGGAGGGGGCUCUGGGUGACGGCAGCGGGGAGGGGGUCUGAAUUGGAAAGGGGGGGUGGGGAGUGGG